Acanthocheilonema viteae is the source of this 711-nucleotide messenger RNA. The record is from the annotation of a GenBank genome assembly. NCBI's taxonomy places the organism in Eukaryota, Metazoa, Nematoda, Chromadorea, Rhabditida, Onchocercidae.
AUGGUCAGAGAAGAAGACAAUAUUUUUUGGUCCAACCAAACGAUUCGAAGCAAGGACUUAAGGAUACGUCAGGAAAGGAAGGACGAAAGUAUAAAGCUUCACUGCUUACCGGAAUUAAAUCGAGUGAAUGAAGCACUCAUAGAAAUUAAAGGAAAGUGUGAAAAGAAAAAUGAAUCAGUAUCAACAGGAGAAAAAGAAAAAAGAGCUAGAAAAAAAAACAAGAGUCUAGUGGAAUUGAUUGAAAAACUGGUAACGAUUAGUAAGCCACCGACUUUAAGUCCAGUAGGAUUUGAUGGCAACUCGAGAAUGUGGGGUCAGUUUAUUAGUCAGUUUGGGGAAUCAAUUCACAUUCACAAGAGAAGUGAUUUAACGCCAACACAGAAAUUCAUGUAUUUGUUGAGCAGUUUGAAGAUGAAGAUUUGCAAGACAGAGUCUGAACAGUUGGAAAAGCAAAAACAGGCAUUAAUAAUGGAAUCGGAAGCAAAAUUGAAAGAGCAAGAACAAUUGUGUCGUGAUGCCGAGAAUAAGAUUGAGAUGCACGAAGAAAUGCUUAAAAAUUGCGCGAUAAAAGUAAAAUGUUUUUAUUGCGGAUUUGAUCAUAAUAGUGCUUUAUGCAAGAAACGCUAUGGAAUCAAGCAGGGUAAAGAUUACAAAGUUAAUGAAAGAGAUGAACACAAGCCCAACGACUGUGGCAGCUACGGUUGUGGAUGA